AUGGGGCAGAUCGUUCCACUCUCGGUCAUCACCUUCAGUUACGUGAACAUCAUCAGGACGAUGAAGAGGAACUCUAAAAGGUUGGGUCGCGUGCGCGUGAGUCGCGCAGAAGCUAGAGCGACCGCAAUGGUCUUUAUCAUGAUAAUUGCCUUCACCAUCGCCUGGACUCCGUAUUCCCUCUUCGCCCUGAUGGAGCAGUUUGCAUCUCAGGGUAUAAUAUCCCCCGGAGCCGGCGUAAUACCAGCUCUAGUCGCCAAGAGUUCCAUCUGCUACGACCCUCUCAUCUACGUCGGAAUGAACACUCAGUUCCGGCAGUCUAUCAAGAAGAUCUUCGGUGUCCACUCCAAGUGUCGAUCUCCGAGUAGAGGUUACAACACGGCUAUGUCGCCGGCACAUAAGCUAUCAGCUUUCAACGAUAUUACGGUUCGAUUUAAUACUUCAGACACAAACGUUCCCAGUACACCGAGAAGGCUAAAAGAAAGAGCUCCAAGUAACGAUGAAUCUGACAUAUCUAAUGACUAUAAUAAACUAUCGUCUAAAAUAGGUGAACUAGGUACUAUACAAGAAAUGAAAACUGUAUCUGAUGCUGAAAAAUCGAUAGACACAGUCUACGAUGACGAAAGCAGUAAGAAAAUUGACUCAGAAAACUCACCCAUACUGACCAUCGACAGAGGGCGUUUGAUGUUUACCAAGAAAAAUGUGAAAGAUAUCCUCGAUGACUCCAAUGUGUCUAGUGAAGAGAGCACUAGCGAACAUAAUUUCAAGAAAAUUAAACAUAGCUAUUCAUUCGAUUUAGGGCAAGUAGUACCGGUGGAGACAAAACGACGGAAAUACUCAAUGGAGACGUAUAUGCCAUCGAAAGGUUUGUUUAAAGAGACGAUACUUAGUAAAUUUGUUGAUGCUGAUCGCGUGAAAGACGGUGGGUCUCCAUUGAGCGAGGAGCCAGUUGGAGGACCUCGGUCUAUUAAGACACGGGUGCUGAAGGCAUUCGGCUGA
Molecule: messenger RNA, 996 nt
Organism: Leptosia nina
Lineage: Eukaryota; Metazoa; Arthropoda; Insecta; Lepidoptera; Pieridae
Source: the annotation of a GenBank genome assembly